UCUAGAGCGAGAAACACUAAGAGAGAGAAACUGAGCGGAAAGAGACGAAGAAGAAGAAGAAGAGCGAGUUUUGCUGCGACUCAUCUUCUUCUCAUCAACUCUGGUUGGAUCGGAGAAUUCUGGUAACAUGUUGGAAGGUCCAUCAUAUCUCGUAUCUAGAGAUUUGCCAAGCUCUUGCGAGCAGGAAAGCAAGUGGAUUUACAAUACUUUCCGACUGAUUGAGCUUUCGAGCAAUAAGCGCAGAUUGGAAGAUGGAGAAGAGAUCACACUGAGGAAGUCCAGCAAGUUAUCGGAUUGUGUUGAAGGGGGGAAAGGCUGUAGAGUUGGCCAUGAUGUUUCCCAUGCCCGAGCUGACCAAUCGAAUGAUAAGCGUCGGGACGGGGAUGAUUCUAAUCAAUCAAAUGACCCUCAUCAGGCUGAGGAUCAAUCUGAUGACUUUGAUUCUGACCAAUCGAAUGACCAGAAUCAGGAAGAGGAUGACUCUGACCACUCAGAUGAUGAGCAUCAGCCGAGGGAUGACUCUGAACAAUCAAAUGACCAGCAGCAGGGAGGGGAUUACUCUGAUUGUAGCUCACUCAUCGGCCAACUUGGUAGGGACAUUUCAAUCAACUGUCUCCUACGCUUGCCAAGGUCCGAUUAUGGUUCAAUUGCCUCCUUGAAUAGGAGUUUCCGUUCUCUAAUUCGCGGUGGAGAGCUCUAUCGGCUAAGGCGACAGAUGGGCAUCGUGGAACAUUGGGUUUACUUCUCAUGCAACCUCCUUGAAUGGGAGGCAUAUGAUCCGAAUAAUAACCGCUGGAUGCAUUUGCCUAGAAUGACUUCAAAUGAAUGCUUCAUGUGUUCAGACAAGGAGUCCUUGGCUGUUGGUACGGAACUACUUGUUUUUGGGAAGGAAAUAACAUCCCAUGUUAUUUAUAGAUAUAGCAUUUUGACAAAUACAUGGUCAUCUGGCAUGAAAAUGAACAUGCCAAGGUGCUUAUUUGGCUCUGCUAGUCUCGGGGAAAUCGCAAUUCUAGCUGGUGGUUGUGACCCGCAUGGCAAUAUCUUGCGCUCCGCAGAGCUUUAUAACUCAGAAACUGGAACUUGGAUGACUCUACCAAGCAUGAAUAAAGCAAGAAAAAUGUGCUCUGGGGUAUUUAUGGACAGAAAGUUUUAUGUUAUUGGUGGUAUAGGAACAGGCAACCCCAAAAUUCUUACAUGUGGGGAAGUAUAUGAUCUUGAGACUGGGACUUGGACUGAAAUACCUGAUAUGUUCCCUGCCAGAAAUGGAGGGGCUGCUGCUGAUGCACCUACUGCUUCGGAGGCACCUCCUCUGGUUGCAGUUGUAAACAAUACAUUGUAUGCCGCGGAUUACGCUGAAAAGGAGGUGAGAAAAUAUGAAAAGAAGAGGAAUGAAUGGAUCACUAUUGGGAGUUUGCCUGAGCGAGCAGUCUCAAUGAAUGGUUGGGGUUUAGCAUUUAGAGCUUGUGGAGAUCGACUAAUUGUUAUUGGUGGACCGAGGGCUUUAGGUGGAGGGAUGAUUGAGCUAAAUUCUUGGGUUCCCAAUGAAGGGCCACCACGAUGGGACCUGCUUGCCAGAAAGCGAUCUGGAAGCUUUGUGUAUAAUUGCACAGUGAUGGGAUGUUGAGCGGUCUCCAGUUUCUUUGACGCCAUUCGUGCAGUGUGGAGUCCUUUCUGAGUGGAAUUUAUGAUCUUCGCUUUUCAUGGAGAUGAGAUUCUACCUCAUGGGUAAUCUCUGCUUUCCUCUUAUGGCAAAACUUCAGAAUUUGAUUUAGCCAUAAAACAGUUACAGGAGGUCUGGAGGUUUAAUUUCUUUCUCUCUCUUUUUCCUUUUUCUUUUACCUGUUGUGUUGCAUAUUUCCCUUUUUAGUUACCAUGAGAGCUUUUCAAAAGUUGGUAUUAUGUAGAACAGGCACAGGUGAAUAAACAAGUAGUGGUAAAUGUUUUAGGUUGUGAUGACUGUUUCCAUAAGUUCUAUUGAAACAUUGCAUAAUUGUGUAAUGGUUUACAAUCUUCUAUCUGUCCCUUUUAUUUAUGAAAUGAAAGUGGUUAAAUUUCGACCCCUGCCCAGACAAGGAAGGAAAAUAGGGGGAAAAAGAAAUGAUGCAUGGUUCCUACCUUCCAUUCAAGAUUUUUAUAUGCACUGGUACUACCGUCUCA
Morus notabilis is the source of this 2157-nucleotide messenger RNA. Its product is annotated as F-box/kelch-repeat protein At1g74510. The record is from RefSeq and is a predicted model, not a curated record. Bases 128 to 1624 code for a protein of 498 amino acids. The transcript has 2 exons. Gene Ontology annotation, molecular function: protein binding. Lineage: Eukaryota; Viridiplantae; Streptophyta; Magnoliopsida; Rosales; Moraceae. Gene Ontology annotation, cellular component: nucleus.